GACCGACCGAGUAAUUACAAUACCAGUCUUUAAGUGGUCAGUUUAUGAUUUGGGUGCAUGAUUUUCUCUGUGUGAAUCAUUUUGUUACCCCACUUAGGAUACCCGAUCUGCAAUUUUCCUCUUCUGUUAUACCUCUCUACUCGUAUCCCAUCUGGCAUAAAUAACCACUUUCAUAUCGCCAUCUUACCUUGUGACUAACGUCGCUUUUUCAAUUGGUUCAGAGUCUUCUUUUUGUUCAUUAGUUUUUGCUGCUUCCUCUUGGGUCUUGACUACAAAAACCACUGCUCCGUCUUCCCCCAAAGCUCUCAGAACUUUUCCUUUUUGACUCCGACAUCGCUGCAACCCCACGAUAAACCAUGCCCCUCGUAAAAACUACUGAGGUCAACGAGGACACUCGUGUCCUGGGAUAUGACCCGUUGCUUUCCCCCCAGUUCCUUCAGUCCGAGAUCCCUGCUCCUGCCCAUGCGAUUGAGGCAGUCCGAUCUGGCCGUAACCAGGCUAUUGAGAUCAUUGAACAACGCGAUGACCGCCUCCUGGUUGUUGUAGGCCCAUGCUCGAUUCAUGACCCCGCUACAGCGCUCGAGUAUGCAACCCGGCUGAAGGAGCUCUCUCAAAAGCUUUCUGGAGAGCUCUGUGUGAUUAUGCGUGCCUACCUGGAGAAGCCCCGCACAACAGUUGGCUGGAAGGGUCUGAUCAACGACCCGGAUAUUGACGAAACCUACAACAUCAACAAGGGUCUGCGUGUCUCUCGUAAGCUCUAUGCUGAUCUUACUGGUAUGGGAAUGCCCAUUGCUAGCGAGAUGCUCGAUACCAUUUCCCCUCAGUACCUUGCCGAUCUCAUCUCUCUUGGAGCCAUUGGUGCCCGUACGACUGAAUCGCAACUGCACCGUGAGCUGGCCUCUGGUCUGAGUUUUCCUAUUGGCUACAAGAACGGCACGGAUGGCAACCUCACAGUUGCUAUUGACGCCAUUGGAGCUGCCUCCCACCCCCACCGUUUCCUUGGUGUGACCAAGCAGGGCCUUGCUGCCAUCACCAAGACGUCAGGCAACGAGCACGGCUUUGUGAUUCUGCGUGGUGGUAACAAGGGAACGAACUACGAUCGAGAGAGCAUUAAGAGCGCCCGUGAGGCCCUGCGGGCCAAGAAGCAGCGCGAGGUGGUCAUGGUGGAUUGCUCUCAUGGAAACUCGAAGAAGGAUCACCGCAAUCAGCCUCUCGUUGCUAAGGAGGUGGCAGACCAGCUGCGUGAGGGCGAAGACGCCAUUAUUGGCGUGAUGAUUGAAUCCAACAUCAAUGAAGGCAACCAGAAAGUGCCCCCUGAGGGUCCCUCAGGACUUCUCAAAGGUGUCAGCAUUACGGAUGCUUGCAUCAACUGGGAAACAACUGUUACUGUGUUGGAGGACCUCGCUGAUGCAGUCCGUACCAGGAGGACCGCCAAAGCUUCUAAAUCGAAUGGUGUCUCGCAAUAAGCAGUUCCCUUGGGGCAGUUUCCGAGGCAUGUCUUCCUUGGUGAUCCACCUAAGCGCUCUUUUUGAUUCAGACACCAGGGCCAUCGUGACAUUCCCCAUUUAGGAUUUAUCUUCUCUUCUGUCAAAAUUUGGCGACUGUUAUCUUCCAUGAGCUCUCUUAAGUAAUUCACCGUUGGGUUUGGGGAACCAGACUGAAGCAAAAGUUUUCUGAGCCUUGUCUUCUCAGUUGAUCAUGUUUUGGGCUUCUUAUAACGUUCGAUUCCAGUAAGGUGCAGCUGGCGUUUCAGGGCACAAAUCGACCUUCCUUUCAGUGGGUAGACAGGAUGCAAUGAUAUAGGAACUCGUAAAUGGUCUUUUGUACAUAUAGACCCACACUUGAUGAUCUAUUUCUUUUAAGCACAGGUAGCGGAGCCAAGUGACCAAGGUGGAAGC
This is a messenger RNA of Aspergillus novofumigatus IBT 16806, 1898 nucleotides long. Its product is annotated as 3-deoxy-7-phosphoheptulonate synthase. NCBI's taxonomy places the organism in Eukaryota, Fungi, Ascomycota, Eurotiomycetes, Eurotiales, Aspergillaceae. Gene Ontology annotation, molecular function: 3-deoxy-7-phosphoheptulonate synthase activity. Gene Ontology annotation, cellular component: cytoplasm. The record is from RefSeq and is a predicted model, not a curated record. Bases 357 to 1466 code for a protein of 369 amino acids. The transcript is spliced from 3 exons. Gene Ontology annotation, biological process: aromatic amino acid biosynthetic process.